Candoia aspera is the source of this 3498-nucleotide messenger RNA. Its product is annotated as inhibitor of apoptosis protein-like. Gene Ontology annotation, molecular function: ubiquitin protein ligase activity; cysteine-type endopeptidase inhibitor activity involved in apoptotic process. Gene Ontology annotation, biological process: negative regulation of necroptotic process; regulation of cell cycle; negative regulation of apoptotic process. Bases 753 to 2765 code for a protein of 670 amino acids. The transcript is spliced from 8 exons. NCBI's taxonomy places the organism in Eukaryota, Metazoa, Chordata, Lepidosauria, Squamata, Candoiidae. The record is from RefSeq and is a predicted model, not a curated record. Gene Ontology annotation, cellular component: nucleus; cytoplasm.
UUGUGAAUACCAAGUGUAAUAUGGCUGCUUAAGCCCCUUAAAGGGACUAGAGUCUGAAGUUUGGGAGAUAAUUUUAUGCAUAAAUAUUCAAAUUGGUUUUUUUUGCCACAAUGCAGGACAGCUGCAUCCACUUACCAAAUAUUAUCUGCAAUGAUAUUUUAGUUAAUGAAUUUAAACCAUUGUUGCUUUCUGGUGGAAAACUCCAUAAAUUUGUUAAAUUCAAUAAUGCUUUAAUAAUAAUGCAACCUGACUGAAAAUUCACUACAGUCUUAAGUGAGAAUAUGAAGAAAGACAACAGUCCAAGGCUGUUAAGAGCUUUUGGUGACCAAAAUUUCCCUUGAUCACAUUGUUUUAUUGAUAUGUGUCGAGAUAAACCUUUGAGGAAUUUUUUGUCAAGUAUUACUGAAUGAAAUGAUGUAUUACUUGAUAAGAAAAAAAUUGGUUUCUUCUUGUAAGGAGAAAUAUUCAAAGAUGUGCAUUUGAUUAAAGUUGGCUUUUCUGUAGUACCACACAUGUAGUUCCACUUAAAUCCAUUGUUUUGGCCCUGCUCUUUAAAAAUAUUCCUUAAUUGUUUUACUUGGAAAUAAUUCAGAUUCAUUGGGACUCAGGCCCCGUGUAUGCAGACUUGAAACGAAAGCCUUAAUUAUUUCUUCAUACUUCAUUUUAAAUAUGCUCCUCCCUCAUUUUGGUAAGACUUCUGUAAUUACAGAUGAAGGAAAAGGAACUACAAUGUUUUAAAGAAGAUUGUGAAAAUGGGAACAAGUUACCUUGUCAAAAAGAAAUUACUGAAUGAAUGUGAUACUUAUUUUUUUUUUUUAAAAAAAAUACAUAUAAUGCUAACUUUCAGGUUUUUAUUUUAUUAUGGCCUGGAAGUUGAUCAGAAUUGCACAAAACUAUCUCCCAAACUUCAGACUCGUCCUCUUCUCCUAUCCUGUUUUAUCCUCGUCAUGAAUGUUAUUGGCUCAUUUCUGUCGAAACUGAAGAAUGAUGCAGAUGUGACGGAACUGAAGUAUGACCUGUCAUGCGAACUCUACAGGAUGUCUACAUUUUCCACAUUUCCACUGAACGUGCCAGUAACUGAAAGGAGUCUUGCCCGUGCUGGUUUUUAUUAUACCGGUCUGAAUGACAAAGUGAAAUGUUACAAUUGUGGCUUAAUGUUGGAUAACUGGAAAAAAGGUGACAGUGCUCUGGAUAAGCAUAAACAACUCUAUCCUAGUUGCAGUUUUGUUCAGAGUCUGACUUCAGUGACUAACCUCGGCUCAUCCUUUCAUUCUGCCUUUUCACCUCCAACUACCUCUGGACUUACCUCUUCGCAUUCCCCGAUGCAAGCGUUAACUUUGGGUCAAGUUGGCUAUUACAGUGGAAGCUUUUCCAGUUUUCCUCAUGAUCCGGUUACAUCUGCAGCAGUGGACGAUCUGUCGCAUUUGAGACCAAAGGCUACCAACUCUGCGAUGAGCAUAGAGGAAAGCAGAUUACUUACUUUUAGGGCAUGGCCCCUGACAUUUUUGUCCCCAUCUUCUUUAGCAAAAGCUGGGUUUUAUUACGUGGGACCUGCAGACAAGGUGGCCUGUUUUGCCUGUGGUGGUCAACUGAGUAAUUGGGAACCAAAGGAUAAUGCUAUGUCAGAACAUCAAAGGCAUUUUCCAAACUGUCCUUUUGUGGAACAAAUUCAAAGCAACUCAAGUUUCACUGUUUCUAAUUUGGGCAUGCAAACCUACACAGCUCGUGUCAGAUCAUUCAGAAAUUGGCCAGUUACAGUUCCGGUUCAGCCACAGCAACUGGCAGAAGCUGGCUUCUAUUAUGUGGGUCGCAAUGAUGAUGUCAAAUGUUUCUGCUGUGAUGGUGGACUCAGGUGUUGGGAGUCUGGGGAUGAUCCAUGGGUGGAGCAUGCUAAAUGGUUUCCAAGUUGUGAAUACCUGAUUUAUAGGAAAGGCCAAGAGUUUGUCCGUCAAGUUCAAGCAAGAUAUCCCCAUCUUCUUCAACAGUUGUUAUCCACUGCAGAUACACCUGUAGAUGAAAAUACUGAAGCACCAAUCAUUCAUUUUGAACCCGGUGAGAAUGCGUCAGAAGAUGCAAUCAUAAUGAAAACACCUAUGGUUGAGGCUGUUUUGGAGAUGGGAUUCAGCAGAAGACUGGUCAAGCAAACCGUUCAGAGUAAAAUCUUAACAACAGGAGAGAAUUACAGAACAGUAAAUGAUCUUGUGUCUGACCUUAUUACUGCAGAAGAUGAGAAGAAGGAAGAGGAGAAGGAGGAUCCAUCAGAGAAAACAGCCUCAGACCUGACCUUAAUCAGAAAGAAUCGAAUGGCGUUGUUUCAGAGCUUGACGUGCACGCUCCCUAUCUUGGAAAGUUUAUUAAGUUCCAAAGUAAUAAGUGACCUUGAAUACCAGGUUAUUAAACAAAAAACCCAGACAUCCUUGCAAGCUAGAGAACUGAUUGAUACCAUCUUGGUGAAAGGAAAUGCUGCAGCAGGCAUAUUCAGAAACUGUUUACAAGAAUGUGAUCCUGCAUUAUACAUGGACUUGUUUGUGGAGAAGAGUAUGACAUACAUUCCAACAGAAGAUGUUUCAGGCUUACCCAUGGAAGAACAGCUGAGACGAUUGCAAGAGGAGAGAACGUGCAAAGUCUGCAUGGACAAGGAAGUGUCCAUAGUCUUCAUUCCAUGUGGCCAUCUAGUUGUUUGCAAAGAAUGUGCCCCUUCCCUUAGGAAAUGCCCUAUAUGCAGAGGAACCAUCAAGGGUACAGUGCGGACAUUUCUUUCCUGAAGGAGAUAAACUAUGCUAUUUUUUUCAAGCAAAUAUUUUUGUACUUUCUGAAUUACACUAAGAGCUAAUUCACAACAUCUUGAUGCCUAAAGUAUUUGCAAAGUACAAUUUAAGCAGUGCAGCUCAGUAGUCUGAUGAAAGUCACCAAUUUGAUGCUUUUAAGGUCAAUUAUCUCUUAAGUGACUAUUUAGAUUUGUAAAUCUGGGUAGGCUAGCCCUUUUAGGACUUCGUUCCAUAGUGGUUUGGAAUGAUGUAAGGUGGGUGGUGAUGUGUUUGCUACUGUUAAGUAAAAGCAGCUGUUGAUGACAUGAUUUGGAAGGUGUUCUGGAGAGACUGAUCUCUGGUAUAGCUUGCUGGCUAAUUGAAAAUAUGUUUUAUUAACUAUAAAUAAAACUUCGAUGUGGUUGAAAUAUCCAUUCUGGAACUGUUGUAUCUAUUUACAUUAGUUGUAGAAUAAUUGGGUAACUACAGUGUUAAUUAUUAUGUAUCAUAAUUCACAAGGAUCUUGAAAUACAGUGUUAAACAUCUUUGGCAAAUAUUGCUAAGUAUUAUGGAGAAAAAAAUUAUCAGCUUGAUUUGCAAACUUUGUGUAAACUAUGUAGAUUACACAAAUGUAAAUAGUAUUCAUUCUUUUAAAAUUGUAGCUUACCAGUCUUUUUCGCUAUCCCAUGCCUGAAGAGGAAAUUGCUCUUUGGAGCAGCUGAAUUUCAAGAAUUCCUGCCUCCCUACAUAC